Messenger RNA from Drosophila serrata, 2313 nucleotides. RefSeq lists its product as uncharacterized. Gene Ontology annotation, biological process: mRNA splicing, via spliceosome. Gene Ontology annotation, cellular component: RES complex; U2-type spliceosomal complex. Lineage: Eukaryota; Metazoa; Arthropoda; Insecta; Diptera; Drosophilidae. The record is from RefSeq and is a predicted model, not a curated record. Gene Ontology annotation, molecular function: RNA binding.
AUUAACAUCGCACGAGCUAUCGAUAAGCGAUAAUAUUUCGAUUGUUGGUAGUGAAAAUAAUCGAGACGCGUGGUAUAAAAUUUACAAUUUACAAACUCUACAGACUUUUUUUUGGGCUUUUUCAUUCAACACGAAAAAAUGACACAUGUUUUUCUCUCUAGGCUACCUCUUCAGCUAUUUUCAACACCAAUGUUCAUGAUUUAUUUAAGUGUGACCGUUUGUCGCUUAGGCUGAAAUCCGUUCUUUUUCGAAGGAAUUUUUAACAUCUUCAACGCGGUCUUACUGCACCGCGUUUCUGAAGUAAACAUUUGUAAAUAAUUUCCAUUUUCGCUUAAAUUACUGCAAAAUGUCAAUGCAAAAGGCCAAAAUCAUCGACCAAAAGGAGUACCUCAAGAAGUACCUCUCCGGAGACAAGGAGAAGAGGAAGAAAAAGAAGGAGAAGAAGCACAAGAAGGGCACCAAGGUGAAAAUCAUUGAUGACGAUGCCUACGAUGAUGACAACCGGGAAAUGGACGAGGAUCUGCUGCUGGGCGGUGAGGAUGCACCUCAAAUUGUGGGCGAGUACAUCGAGGAGGAUCCCAACGUGCGCAGCAAGUGGCGCAACAUUGCCGUCAAAGACGAAAUCAAGGAAGAGCAAGGGGCAGAAUGUCCGCCACCAUCAGCGGCUGAUAUCCGCAUUAAACAGGAGCCGCUGGACGAGGAAUCGGGCAUGUGGGGCCGCAAAGCUACUAGCACCAAAAUUAAAGAUGAAUUCUCUCCCAGACGAAGCCCUCCCCUUAGAAUCAAGCAGGAGAAACGCAGCAGUUCCAGGGAUUUGAGUCCAGCGAGGUCUCCGAGACGGAAAAGAGACGCAGAUCAGUCGCCACAGCGUAGGAAGCGCAGGGAUUCCGAUCAAAGUCCUCCAAGGCGAGGUAGGGAUCAAGAUCAGUUGCCACAGCGAAGGAAGCGAAGAGAUUCUGAUCAAAGUCCUCCAAGGCGAGGUGGGGAUGCAGAUCAGUCACCACAGCGUAGAAAGCGACGGGAUUCUGAUCAAAGUCCUCCAAGGCGAGGUAGGGAUGCAGAUCAGUCACCACAGCGUAGAAAGCGACGGGAUUCUGAUCAAAGUCCUCCAAGGCGAGGAAGGCACGCAGAUCAAUCACCUCCAAGAAGACAAAGAGACGCUGACCAGUCACCACCUCGAAGAAGAAGGGAUUCCGACCAGAGCCCGCCCAGGAAACGAAAGGAUAAGGACCAAUCACCACCAAGGAAGCAUAGAAACUCCGAUCAAAGCCCUCCCAGGCGUGCCAACAGUGACUCCGACCAAAGCCCACCCCGUAGAAGAAAGGAUAGAGAUUCGUCUCCACCUAGAAGGCAAAGGGAUUCCGAUCUAAGUCCACCCAGAAGACGUAAAGAAGACGAUCAUUCGCCGCCAAGGAAAAGAGAGAAAGAUGCCGACCAAAGUCCACCCCGAAGACGCAGGGAUGACGACCACAGCCCACCAAGAAGACGCCGCUCUGUCAGCAGAGAUCGAAAGCCAUAUCGGGACCAGAACCCCUUCAAAAAAGAAGAGGGCCGCGAGAGGAAGAGCCGCUGGGCGAAGGCUUCAGCCAGCAAAUCCCCUUCGCCACCACCCACGCACAAACCUAAAUCCACCAAGACUCUAGAUGGCAAGACUGCUGGGCUGCAGGAUGCGCAAGCCCUGAAGAAGGAAUCGGAUGAGAGGAGAAAACGAGAGCACGCCCUAUUCGAAGAGAUGUCCACUGAGGUAUCAGGCCGGGAUGCUGAGAUUCAGAUGCGUAGCACCGGCCGGAAGGGACGUCGGGCACGUGAUGCGGCCAACGAAGAUCCCGCGGAACGCAGACGCAAGGAGGAGCACGAAAAGAAGAAAAAGGAGCUCUAUGAUAAAUGGGGCAAGGGUCUGAAGCAAAUAGAAGACCAAAAGACACGACUCGAGGAAAUGGCUCAUGAAGCUGCCAAGCCAGUCGCCCGGUACGCCAACGAUGAGGACUUGGACAGGCACCUGAGGGAACAGGAGCACGCCGACGAUCCGAUGCUGGAGUACAUGCGACAGAAACGCAAAAAGAAGGACGAGAAAUCCAACAAGCCGGUGAUGCCCAAGUACGAGGGCAGUUAUCCGGAGAACCGCUUUGGUAUACGACCAGGCUACCGAUGGGACGGCGUGGAUCGGUCCAAUGGCUACGAGAAGCGCUGGUUUGACAAGCAGAACGAGCGCAAGGCGGUGCAGGACGAGGCCUACAAGUACAGCGUGGAGGACAUGUAAACUUUACUAUUUGUAAUAAAUAUUUCACAACUGCCUGUAAAGCUUACAAACAA